AUCAUCAAUUACAUACCGAGGGCCACUACGCAGCAACCUUAGAAUUUGUAAUAAGCCUCCACUUCAUAACAAAGCGAAUUACCGACGAAUUUGAGCGACUUCAGAAUCUCCAAGCUAUAGUUGCAGCGCUGCCAGUAAAAUAAGCAAAAUGAGCAAGAUUGUGGUCGCCUUUGACCUCUACGGUACUCUGCUCUCCACAGGAAGUAUCGCAAAGGAAUUAGCUUCGCACUUUGGACAGGAGGAGGCUGAGUCAAUCGCUACGGUAUGGAGGAGAUAUCAGCUAGAAUACACCUGGAGAUUGGUUUGCAUGAAACAGUACGAAGACUUCUCGGAAGUGACUCGCAAAUCUCUGCAUCAUGCGCUUGGAGAACAUGGUCUUAGUCUCAAUGAGACAGACACCAAAAACCUGAUGAAGUCUUAUGACUCCUUGUCCACAUUUCCCGAUGUCAAUCCGGCUUUAGAGCGAUUGAAGGACAACUCCAACAUCGAGUGUGUCGUCUUCUCCAACGGGACUUCAGAAAUGGUCUCCUCUUCAGUUAAUGGCUCCGAAGAACUCAGUUCUUCGGUCUUUAAGGAUAUUAUCACAGUCGACGAUGUCCGAACUUUCAAACCUGCACCUGAAGUUUACAAGCACCUGGCAGAAAAGGUCGGAAAGACUGGUCAGAUGAGCGCCAUGUGGCUUGUGUCGGGCAAUCCAUUCGACGUCGUCGGAGCUAGAGCGAUGGGGAUGCAAGCAGCCUGGGUGGAUCGAGCAGGCAGUGGUUGGCAGGACCAGCUGGGCCUGGAACCCACGGUAGUCGUGAAGAGCUUGGAAGAAGUCGCUGAUGCUGUCGAAAAGCAUGCCAGAAACUCGAAGUAGUAGGGGAUGUAAG
Messenger RNA from Exophiala viscosa, 872 nucleotides. RefSeq names its product haloacid dehalogenase, type II. Gene Ontology annotation, molecular function: hydrolase activity, acting on halide bonds, in C-halide compounds. Bases 149 to 859 code for a protein of 236 amino acids. The record is from RefSeq and is a predicted model, not a curated record. NCBI's taxonomy places the organism in Eukaryota, Fungi, Ascomycota, Eurotiomycetes, Chaetothyriales, Herpotrichiellaceae. The transcript is spliced from 2 exons.